AUGCCAGCACAGGGGCUGGUGAGUGGCGCUGCUCACAAGAAGUUCUCCCCCCGCUGCACCGACACCGGUGGGCAAAUGCGGGAGGGCUUGGCCCUCAAGCCGCAGUUCGUCGACCUCAAGACCGGGCGUCAAGCCCUGAUGAUGCAUGCUGAGCCGGGAGCUGACCAGCAUGAGUCCCGAGUGCAACCUCACCACGGGGAGCCAACGAGCCGGAGCCUUCUCAUUGACGUUCCAUCUCCGCCUUCACAUUUCGCUGACGGCAAUUGGUGCAUCGUCCAGCGACAAAAGUCGCCAGCAAGCGCGCGCUCUCAGCAGAAUUCCUUGGACCCCAUUGCUUUGCAGAAGGAAAGGAAAGGGAGAUUAAUCUCCCGUUCUGGUCCCACCAGCCACGUGUUUACGGAGGGGAGCCUUGUUCCCCAGACCCCUGUUCAUCAAACCUGCAGCGCCGUGUGCCGCGUAUCCGCAGUGUGA
Molecule: messenger RNA, 471 nt
Organism: Chaetomium globosum CBS 148.51
Lineage: Eukaryota; Fungi; Ascomycota; Sordariomycetes; Sordariales; Chaetomiaceae
Exons: 2
Coding region: 1-471 (156 amino acids)
Source: RefSeq, a predicted model, not a curated record